CCUACCACUCGGAACAAGAAGUCUCUUCAGGGUAGGUGGACAUUCGUCAACGGCAUGGUGCAGCGAUUCUGCGGGCAUUAUGCUAAAGCCCUUCGUACUAGGCGGAGUGGGAUGACGGAGGCCGACACGAUUGCAGCUGCAUGUCAGAUGUUCCAGGCAGCAGAGAAAAGGGAGUUCACACUGAUGCCAUGCUGGGCCGAGUUACGCCACCAUCCGAAAUGGCAAUCAGAGUCUUCUCGCAAGAAGCAGAGGACUGCGCCAUCUACACAGGAGGGAGAGACCUCCCCCGGCUGCAUUGAUGGUGACGGUGCGACGCCGACGCAUACCAGCGGGAGCAGCCGGCAGAAGCGGCCAGCAGGCCGAAACAAGGCAAGGGACCUCGCUCGCGGUUCGGCUUCAUCAACAUCGGUCACAAAACCAGUGCUUGAGAUGUUCGACAGGCAACUUGCGGUAAAAGAGAAAGUUGAGAAGGAACGCGCCGAUCGCUUUGCAGAGCUGUUGAGGAUUGAGGAGCACAGGUUGCGCCUGGAGGAGGAGCGUGUCCAACUGGAAAAGGUGAAGGAGGAGAGACAAAAAAUCAGGGAGGAGAGGGAGAUCAUGAGCAUGGACAUUUCGCAAAUGGACGAGGACCAGCAGGCAUAUUACAAGAGCCUUCGCCGAAGCAUCAUUGCAGCACGCCGAGCUGAAUCUGCCCCCUGAG
Phragmites australis (common reed) is the source of this 700-nucleotide messenger RNA. RefSeq lists its product as uncharacterized. NCBI's taxonomy places the organism in Eukaryota, Viridiplantae, Streptophyta, Magnoliopsida, Poales, Poaceae. The coding region runs from base 55 to 699 and encodes 214 amino acids. The record is from RefSeq and is a predicted model, not a curated record. The transcript is spliced from 2 exons.